AGUUAAACAAACGCACACACCUACCUUUGCCACCAGCCGCCAGAAAAUGAAAGCAAAUACGAAUCCUUUUUUCCAAAGAUGUCCUUCCCUUCUAAUCCAUCUCCCCUGAACGCAGCUUAAUCAUGAUGAUUAAUUGAUUAUGAUUCACAAAAUCAGCAUCUCUAUUUCUAGAUUCUUCAUUCUCUUCCCACUCACCCUUUCUCAUCUCACAGACUCAAUCAACCUCAAAAACUAAGCCAGUCCCAGAUUCAUAUAUACAAACAAAAAAAGACCAAGCUAGCUUGUAGCAGAUUACGAUGAAGAUUGUGGCGGUGUUUCUUCUCUUUCUGCUGUUUCUUUGCAAAAACUCAGCUGCACCUUCCCCUUCUCCUUCUUCAUCUGCAUGCCCUGUUGACCUUAACUAUGUUCGGAGAAUCCCAUGGAACUCCUCUGCUUGCCAAAACUUCAAAUCUUUGUCAUCCAAAAGUGAAGCAAGCUCCAACAAUUGUUGCAUCUCACUGUUAUCUCUCUUUGGCAUAGGACUAGCUCAGCACCUCAAAGAAACUUCCAAUUUCAACCUCCCCAAUCUCCAAACCUCAAAUUCAUGCAUUCAAGAUUUCCAAGCCAAGCUCAGUGCUCUGUCACUCCCCAAUAACCUUGCUAGUUCCUGCUUUGACCCUCUUCAGUUUGUUAUCUCCCCCAACAUCUGUGCAGGUGUGGAGAAUAUUUCAGAUUGGACCAGCAAGCUUGGUCAGAGCACACCACUCAACACUGCUUGUAGAUCAGAUCUCUCUGAUACUUCCCUCUGUGAUUUGUGCCUUAAUGCUGGCUUACAGGUGAAGCAGACUCUUGUUUCCAUUGAUGGUAAUGCUAACCACUCCUUGGAAUGUUUUUACUUUGCUAUUCUUUAUGCUGCUGGGAUUGUGAAUGAGUUUGGACCUGAAAGCAAUGGUGCUGUCACAUGCAUAUUUAGUCUUCCUGUUUAUUCCCAAGAGGGGUCUGGGGGAAAGGGUCACCGGACUCUUGUGUUUGGGUUGACAGGAGCUGGGGUUGCUUUGUUUGUCAUGUCUUGUUUGUUGGCACUGUAUGUCUGGCAUGACAGGAAGCGUAGGCUGAGAAAGCUUGAUAGUUUACCGUUCGAUUUUGACCCUGAGGAACAAGGGUCUAAGCGUAGAAUGAGACCGAAUACCGGGUCGAUUUGGUUCAAAAUUGCGGAGCUUGAGAAGGCUACUGAUAAUUUUUCAACUAAGAACUUCAUAGGGCGAGGCGGGUUUGGGUUGGUUUUCAAGGGAACCUUGCCUGAUGGGACAGUGGUUGCUGUUAAGAAGAUUUUAGAAUCUGAUUUUCAAGGGGAUGCUGAGUUUUGUAAUGAAGUGGAGAUUAUUAGCAAUCUGAAGCACCGGAAUCUGCUGCCGCUUAGGGGCUGCUGUGUUGUUGAUGAGAAUGAGAAGAAUUAUGCUGACAAGGGAAGCCAAAGAUAUCUUGUUUAUGAUUACAUGCCAAAUGGUAACCUUGAAGACAAUCUCUUUAUAUCUCAGAAAGAGAAGAAACCACUGACUUGGCCUCAAAGAAAAAACAUAAUCUUGGAUGUGGCAAAGGGAUUGGUUUACUUGCACUAUGGUGUUAAACCUGCAAUUUUUCACAGGGAUAUCAAAGCCACCAAUAUACUUCUUGAUGAAGACAUGAGGGCAAGAGUUGCAGAUUUCGGGCUUGCUAAACAAAGCAGGGAGGGCCAGUCUCAUCUCACUACAAGAGUAGCUGGAACUCAUGGAUAUCUAGCACCGGAAUAUGCACUAUAUGGUCAACUGACUGAGAAGAGUGAUGUCUAUAGCUUUGGUGUGGUUGUUUUGGAGAUAUUGUGUGGAAGGAAAGCUCUUGACUUGUCUUCAUCAGGGUCACCAAGGGCAUUCUUGAUCACAGAUUGGGCUUGGUCAUUGGUGAAAUCUGGGAACAUAGAUGAGGCGUUGGAUUCUUCCUUGUUAAAAGACGAAAGCUCUUUUACUUCAAAUCCUAAGAGCAUAAUGGAAAGGUAUUUGCUGGUGGGAAUUCUAUGUUCCCAUGUAAUGGUUGCUUUGAGACCAACAAUUACUGAUGCUUUGAAGAUGUUAGAAGGGGAUAUUGAGGUUCCUCAAAUUCCAGAUAGGCCUAUGCCUCUUGGACACCCUUCAUUUUACAAUGAUGGCAACACUUUUAGCAUAUCUCCGGCCCUUAGCGGCCCCAAAUUGCAAGCUGGAGACAUGCUCAGGAGUCCCAGUCAAGCAGGCUAGUGGACAGGAGCAUAUCCUCUUAUUAAACUUGUUGAAGAUCUUAUGGGAAGAACUUCAAUAUUAGGCCUAUACCUUCUUCUACUUAUACAAGUCCGUGAAAUGGCACGCAAUACAAGGACUCAAAAUACCUCACUGGCUUCUUGAAUUCAAUUCUGUAGUAUAGAUCCCCCAAAAUUCACUGAUGAAGCCACUCUAAAACCAACAUCUUCUUAUUGAUACUCUAUCAAGAAUGUCAAAUUACUGAUAACACACUCUAUUUCAACUUGCAAUCACAUGUGACAUGUUGAAGCAUGAAAGCACAACGACGACGGAGAGUGUGAUGGCGAUAGAGAGCGCAACUACGAUAAAUGCAUACGGAAGGAGAGCGUGACGUAGAAGAUUUAACAACCUUCAAGUUUGCUAACCUCCGCCUUCAAAUUGUGCGGUUGAGAGAGGUUUAGGGGAAGAUGGCUUUAGAGAGCUCGUGACAACAGAGCAAGGAGGUGUUCGUGAUGGUUUGGUUUGGUGGAUGGAGGUUCGAGCUUUGAUUUGGGUAUUUGAGGCAUGGAGGUUGAGAUUAGAGUUUUAAAUAACUAUAACUAAAUCCGUCACUAUAGUUUGCGAGGAGUCACAACAGAUGUCCCACUUGUUCACAUUUGGAACCAAUAACAAUAGAGCGAAGUGUCACAAAAUAUGACGUGGCCAUCGUUCUUCCCUUCUCAGUUUUAUUUUAUUUUAUUUUCUUUUAAUAUUUUCCCAAAAGACCAGACCAAAACUGUAACACACAGAGGCUGAUGUUUCAAUCAAGUAUUCAAGUUGAUAAACUAUGCAUGGUUUGAUAUUUCAAAA
Lotus japonicus is the source of this 3074-nucleotide messenger RNA. Its product is annotated as probable receptor-like protein kinase At1g11050. Gene Ontology annotation, molecular function: ATP binding; protein kinase activity. Gene Ontology annotation, biological process: protein phosphorylation. The record is from RefSeq and is a predicted model, not a curated record. The transcript is spliced from 2 exons. Lineage: Eukaryota; Viridiplantae; Streptophyta; Magnoliopsida; Fabales; Fabaceae. The coding region runs from base 297 to 2246 and encodes 649 amino acids.